ACCUCCCAUUUACGGUGCACAUAAAUGAGAGACAAACAACAAGGUGCACCCAGUCGAAGCUACGAUCUCAGGAUGGAGAACAGCAGCUGGAAACUGAUCCUGGCCUUUGGGGUGCUGUUGGUCAGCACACAUGCAGAAGCCUCAUUUUCCAGGCGCAUGGAAGAUUUCAUCAAAGCGGUGCAGCAGGUGGAAGAUGAGGAUCCUGGGUUGGAGCCAGUAGCUGUGCUGAAGAGGCUGCGGAGGGCAGCUGGCCUUAAUGAUCCAUUCAUCCAGCACUUCCUCGCAAACGCCGACUCCAGCGGUCCUGAACUCAAUGCCAACCUCUCAGAUUACAUUAGCAAGGUCGUGCAUCACCGGGUGACAGAGGACGGCAAAGAGGACGGAGUGGUUCUGACUCCUGAUGGUACCACUGUGGCACUCAGGCAGCUCCUCCUGGGCAUCGAGGCUGGUCUCCUCUCCAAACAUCAGGGUCGUGUUCGAGGUCUCUACCAGCUCACUCUGACCAAAGAGCUCAGUCUUUCUCUGCGCUCUCCUCAGUCACAGCGCCUCGGGUCAGACGGCUGCUGGGACAACAUCAAGUCUCCUCAGGUGUUCACCCUCUCAGACAGCUCCUCUCUGCUCACCACCGCUCAGGUCAACGGUGGCAUGGAUGGUGUGGUGUUAGGGAUGGAGGUCUCUGCCAAAUCCAGACGUCCCCUAAAGCUGAGCAGUCUGCUGACAGAAUACUACUGCCACCAGCUGGACAGCAGAGGGAUGGACGCCGCCCCUCGCCUCAUCAGCCGACGUCGCAGGGAGAACUUCAAAACGCUGGUCCUCCCUCCGGUGUUGGUCAGACAUGUGGUGGAAUCAGAAGAGCUGCAGCUGAGGCUGACGGGACGCUCUGAGAUGGAGGUGGAGACGAAAAGGCAGCUGACGGCUGCGGUGAAGGAGGGAAUGAAGGACUUUUUCCAUAAGUACGUGGAAUGUCCAUCCAUCAUCCGUCGGUGUAUGUGGGAGGCAAGACCAUACUACGGAACACCCUCCUAUCUGUAUCUGCCUGUGUCCUACCUGUUCAUCCACCACACUGCCAUUCCAAGCCAGCCCUGCUACACCUUUGAGCAGUGCUCUGCAGACAUGCGCUCCAUGCAGCGUUUCCACCAGGACAGCAAUGGCUGGGCUGACAUAGGAUACAGCUUUGUCGUAGGUUCUGAUGGGAACAUCUACGAGGGCCGAGGGUGGGACUGGGUAGGAGCCCACACCUAUGGAUACAACUCCGUAGGCUACGGAGUCUCCUUCAUUGGAGACUACUCCUACAGACUGCCCUCUCAGGAAUCCAUGAGGCUGGUCAGAGAUCAGCUGGCAUCCUGUGCUGUCAGUAAUGGGGACCUGCGAUCUGAUUACAUCCUGCAGGGCCACAGACAGGCGGCGGACACUACUUGUCCUGGAGAUGCCUUCUAUGCUGAGAUACAAUCCUGGCCACACUUUGAGAACCAGAACAUCCAGCAUGCUGGCUCCAACGCUCUGGCCCAUGUCAGCCAGCCGGGUCUGCAGCUCGGUUACGGAUGUUGCAGCCUGGGUUUAGACAAACAACAAGGUGCACCCAGUCGAAGCUACGAUCUCAGGAUGGAGAACAGCAGCUGGAAACUGAUCCUGGCCUUUGGGGUGCUGUUGGUCAGCACACAUGCAGAAGCCUCAUUUUCUAGGCGCAUGGAAGAUUUCAUCAAAGCGGUGCAGCAGGUGGAAGAUGAGGAUCCUGGGUUGGAGCCAGUAGCUGUGCUGAAGAGGCUGCGGAGGGCAGCUGGCCUUAAUGAUCCAUUCAUCCAGCACUUCCUCGCAAACGCCGACUCCAGCGGUCCUGAACUCAAUGCCAACCUCUCAGAUUACAUUAGCAAGGUCGUGCAUCACCGGGUGACAGAGGACGGCAAAGAGGACGGAGUGGUUCUGACUCCUGAUGGUACCACUGUGGCACUCAGGCAGCUCCUCCUGGGCAUCGAGGCUGGUCUCCUCUCCAAACAUCAGGGUCGUGUUCGAGGUCUCUACCAGCUCACUCUGACCAAAGAGCUCAGUCUUUCUCUGCGCUCUCCUCAGUCACAGCGCCUCGGGUCAGACGGCUGCUGGGACAACAUCACCUCUCCUCAGGUGUUCACCCUCUCAGACAGCUCCUCUCUGCUCACCACCGCUCAGGUCAACGGUGGCAUGGAUGGUGUGGUGUUAGGGAUGGAGGUCUCUGCCAAAUCCAGACGUCCCCUAAAGCUGAGCAGUCUGCUGACAGAAUACUACUGCCACCACCUGGACAGCAGAGGGAUGGACGCCGCCCCUCGCCUCAUCAGCCGACGUCGCAGGGAGAACUUCAAAACGCUGGUCCUCCCUCCGGUGUUGGUCAGACAUGUGGUGAAAUCAGAAGAGCUGCAGCUGAGGCUGACGGGACGCUCUGAGAUGGAGGUGAAGACGAAAAGGCAGCUGACAGCUACGGUGAAGGAGGGAAUGAAGGAGUUUCUCCAUCUGUACAUGGAAUGUCCAUCCAUCAUCCCUCGGUGUAUGUGGGAGGCAAGACCAUACAACGGAACACCCACCAUCCUGUCUCUGCCUCUGUCCUACCUGUUCAUCCACCACACUGCCACUCCAAGCCAGCCCUGCUACACCUUUGAGCAGUGCUCUGCAGACAUGCGCUCCAUGCAGCGUUUCCACCAGGACGACAGAGGCUGGGAUGACAUAGGAUACAGCUUUGUCGCAGGUUCUGAUGGGAACAUCUACGAGGGCCGAGGGUGGCACUGGCAAGGAGCCCACACCUAUAGAUACAACUCCGUAGGCUACGGAGUCUCCUUCAUUGGAGACUACUCCUACGGACUGCCCUCUCAGCAAUCCAUGAGGCUGGUCAGAGAUCAGCUGGCAUCCUGUGCUGUCAGUGGUGGGAGACUGCGAUCUGAUUACAUCCUGCAUGGCCACAGACAGGUGGUGGACACUGCUUGUCCUGGAGAUGCCUUCUAUGCUGAGAUACAAUCCUGGCCACACUUUGAGAUCAAGAAACAAGAAUGAUCUCCUCAACAAGAAGAGCCUUCAAUACUUCAAAACAAUCAUACAAUAAAUAACAUUUCUAUGUGCA
Messenger RNA from Acanthochromis polyacanthus (spiny chromis), 3082 nucleotides. RefSeq lists its product as uncharacterized. The transcript is spliced from 11 exons. Gene Ontology annotation, molecular function: peptidoglycan binding; N-acetylmuramoyl-L-alanine amidase activity; zinc ion binding. Lineage: Eukaryota; Metazoa; Chordata; Actinopteri; Pomacentridae. Gene Ontology annotation, biological process: defense response to Gram-positive bacterium; detection of bacterium; peptidoglycan catabolic process. The record is from RefSeq and is a predicted model, not a curated record. Bases 25 to 3015 code for a protein of 996 amino acids.